AUGGGUCUCUUUAGCUCCCUCAAGGGUAAACGUGACGUUGGUGUUGAUGAUCCAACGAAGCAACCCAUCCGAGACAAUUCUUCGUCUCACGACGGCUGGUCUGCCACGCAAGAGAAGCGUCGUUUAUUCGGUGGAGGAUCCAAAGCACAAUCUUCCACAGACGACCAGCAGUACACACCACCGUCCGGUCCACCACCAUCACAACGCACCGAUGGAAAGGGAAAGCACGCCGAGGACUUUGCUCCUCCUCCGGGACCUCCCCCAUCACACUCCAAGCAACACGAGCAAGACACAUACGCACCACCACCCGGUCCACCACCAUCACAGUCCGCAAACCCCCCACCAUACCACGACUGGACCGUGAUUCCGGACACAGCACUCCUCCCACCCCCGCCAGCACUACCACAGGACUACUCUCCAAGCAACAAUGCCAGCUACGAUUCGGCCGAGCGCGCACAUGCCUGGUGCGCCCAGAACCCAUCAUACACACCGUCGCUCCCGACCCCUGAGCUCCACGCCCUCGCGAACGCCGGCCACCUGAGUCUCGAAACGCCUCCACCACAACUGUGGCCUAGCUCGUCCACGAUCCGCAAGCUCUCACCCGCGAGCUACCGGAUCAAAACAUCCAAAACUUCACAGGACGCCAUCAUCCUCUCCAGCAUCCCACUCUACUUCGCCGCCAAGGACAACCCGCUACUGACGUCCGGCCCCAAGACGAUCUACUUCGAGAUCCGCAUUCUGAACAUCAGCAACGCCAACUCGGGCAUCGCCAUCGGCUACGCCGGCAAGCCGUACCCGAUGUGGCGGCUCCCCGGCUGGCACCGCGCGAGUGUCGGCGUGCACGGCGACGACGGGCGGCGGUUCGUGAACGAUCCGUGGGGCGGGCGGGAUUUCGUGUCCGAGUUCAAAGCCGGCGAGACGAUCGGGGUCGGCAUGACUUUUGGGACGGAGGAGUUGCGCACGCAGGGCCCAGAGGGGCGUGUCAAGACCAGAGUCUUUGUCACGAGGGGUGGCAAGAGGGCCGAGAGCGACGGCUGGGAUGUCGACGAGGAGCGCGAUGAGAGGGACGAAGGCGUCGACGGCCUGCAGGGCGAUGGUGACUUGUAUCUCGCGAUCGGGGUUUUCGGCGGCGUCGAGUUCGAGGUCAAUCUGGGGAGGGAGGGGUGGUUGUGGAGGCCGCGUGACUGA
Exophiala bonariae is the source of this 1188-nucleotide messenger RNA. RefSeq lists its product as uncharacterized. Gene Ontology annotation, cellular component: endoplasmic reticulum. The record is from RefSeq and is a predicted model, not a curated record. Gene Ontology annotation, biological process: protein transport to vacuole involved in ubiquitin-dependent protein catabolic process via the multivesicular body sorting pathway. The transcript has a single exon. NCBI's taxonomy places the organism in Eukaryota, Fungi, Ascomycota, Eurotiomycetes, Chaetothyriales, Herpotrichiellaceae. The coding region runs from base 1 to 1188 and encodes 395 amino acids.